CAUAUAAUUAAAGGCUCUCUCCUCUCUCAAAAGUAUAAGUACUUCGUUAAACUAUAUACAUCCACAAAAUGAUCAGUUGGAGCCGCGAUGCUCUUCCCUUCCUUCUCUUCCGCCUCCUCGCCGUGGCAAUUCUGUCGCAGCGCCACACCUUCAUGGUGGCUGCUGACGGUGGUGGAUGGCAGCUCUUGCAGAGGAGCAUCGGUGUUUCGGCCAUGCACAUGCAGCUCCUCCAUAACGAUCGCGUCAUCAUCUUUGACCGCACCGACUUUGGGAAGUCCAACCUGUCCUUGCCCGGUGGCAAGUGUAGGCGGGACCCGAACGACCAGGCCCUGAAGGUCGACUGCACCGCCCACUCAGUGGAGUUCGAUGUGGCGACCAACACGUUCCGGCCGCUCAUGGUGCUGACAGACACGUGGUGCUCCUCUGGCUCGGUCAUGCCAGAUGGGCGGCUAGUCCAGACUGGCGGGUUCAAUGACGGAGGACAAAAGGUGAGGGUAAUGGAGCCGUGUGGUGGUGGGUGCGAUUGGAAUGAAAUUGGUGAUGAAUUGGCAGCUCCGCGGUGGUAUGCGACCAAUCAGCUUUUACCAGAUGGACGGCAGAUUGUGAUCGGCGGGAGAAGGCAAUUCAACUACGAGUUCUACCCAAAGUCGACGAAGGCUCCUGGAGCAUAUUCCCUGCCCUUCUUGGCCCAAACCACCGACCCCAACCUAGAGAACAACCUCUACCCGUUUGUUCAUCUCAAUGUUGACGGAAACCUCUUCAUGUUCGCCAACAACCGAGCGAUUCUAUUCGAUUACGUUAGGAACAAGGUCGUACGGACCUAUCCCGCGCUUGGAGGUGAUCCCAGAAACUACCCCAGUAGCGGUUCAUCCGUACUUCUUCCAUUGGACUUACAGAUGGCAAAGGUCGAAGUCGAGGUGCUGGUAUGUGGUGGGGCCCCGAAGGGAUCCUACGUAGCUGCAAGCAAAGGCAACUUUGUCGGAGCACUGGGAACCUGCGGGCGGAUCAAGAUAAACGACCCAAACCCUAACUGGGCCAUAGAGACGAUGCCGAAGCGCCGGGUCAUGGGCGACAUGAUGCUGCUCCCCAACGGCGACGUUCUCCUCAUCAAUGGUGCUGGGGCCGGUACUGCUGGCUGGGAGUUUGGCCGGGGUCCUGUCCUGAAUCCGGUGGUCUAUCACCCGGCAGGGCCAGAAGGUAAACGGUUUGAGCUCCAAAACCCAACGACGAUACCGAGAAUGUACCACUCCACAGCGAUUCUCCUCCGAGACGGUAGGGUCCUGGUGGGCGGGAGCAACCCGCACGUGGGCUACAGCUUCUCUGGUGUUCUCUUCCCGACGGAGCUUAGCCUGGAGGCGUUCUCGCCAUCGUACUUGGACCCAGGGAACUCUGACCUCCGCCCUAAGAUCCAGGCCCCAGCCUCGCAGGCUCAGCUCAAGUAUGGGCAGAAGUUUGCAGUAGUGUUCACGGUUGCAGGAUCGCUGGCACAGAAUGCAGUGUCGGUGACGAUAGUUGCGCCACCUUUCACGACACACGCAUACUCCAUGAACCAGAGGCUGCUGGUGAUCGGCGGGAAGAAAGUGGCGGCGGCUGCCGGGAAGAACACAUUCUCCGUAGAGGCAGUUGCACCGGCCUCGGCCACUCUAGCCCCCUCGGGUUAUUACCUUCUGUUCGUGGUUCAUCAGAUGGUUCCCAGCGAGGGCAUUUGGAUAAAGAUUGACUGAAAAGGUCUAAUCAUAUUCACCCAAAAAAAAAAAAAAGUUUCUAAAUUCGUUGUUUCCCAAUCACAUUGAUGUCUUGUCAAAAUGUUACCUUUUAUUUGUCAGUGUAAAAAGAAAAAUAAAAAAGCAACUAUGUUCAGGCAGAAGGGUAACCGUAAGAUACGGAAGAUUAUGAGGGAAUAGACCAUCCAGUAAGAAUGAUGGAUGGUUUGAAUCUCCUAUAUUAAUUUUAUACUAUGAAUAAUUGUUCUCGAAUUAAAUUACAGAACAAUUGUAAGAUGUUGAUGUGUAAUUGUCAAAUGUGAAUCAGGAGAUGUAAUGUCUGUAUAUAUCAGUAUAAAUGCAUGAACUGAUA
Messenger RNA from Punica granatum (pomegranate), 2076 nucleotides. NCBI's taxonomy places the organism in Eukaryota, Viridiplantae, Streptophyta, Magnoliopsida, Myrtales, Lythraceae. The record is from RefSeq and is a predicted model, not a curated record.